AUGAAGCCAAUCGUGUUAAUCGUUACUGUCCUCCUGGCGAGCUGUAUAUGUUCAUCGAAUGCAGGUAUGUGGGUUUUUAAGCCACUUUAUUGAUAUAUUUUUCCUCGCAAAUAUCGAGAAGUAUAUAUAAAGACGAGUCUGAAAAUGCAUUAGAAAUAGGCCUUGAACGAUUUUCUCUGUAGCAGAUCUCCUGCUUUAUUUUACUCUUUCCUACACAAGACAAUUUUACUCUGCGUUAACCUUGAAAUGCCAGACUAUUUUGGAAAUGGACACAUAAAGGAAAUAGGCACGUUUACCUUGACUGUAUUUAACGGAAAUGCUUUAUGUGUAUUGCACUGUUGUUAAAAGUUUUGCGUUGAAAAUCAUAUAGUUGUGAUAACGGUUUAUGUACUUUAGACUGUUAAUUGUUAUCUAUUUAAAAUGUCUUACGUUAAAAUUCUCAAUGGCAUCUUACACUCCUUACAUUGGAUUUCAACAUGCUGUUGAUAUAUUGAGUUUUUCCUUUCAGAUGAAUGUGCUGGAAAAGAUAAAGUAGCCAAAUUGGCACCUUUGCACCACAUAAUCGAAUUUGGUAAAAGAAGUAAAGUUGAGGGAAAAGGAUGUAAACAUUCUCCAGCCUCUAAAACCUCAGGUCCUAUCCUAGGACUACAUGGUCUUCUUCAUGCAAGAUCUCAGUCGAAAAACAAACAAAAUGCAACUGAAGGAAAGAAUAAAGUUUCUUCACCCCAAAACAUUACCUUUGAAAAAACAAAGACCGAAGCAGGGUCGAAAAGAACCAAUGCUGAGUUACACAAGCUUCAACUUAGAGCAGAGACCAUCAGCAUGUUGCAUAAGAUUGUUGAGAAAUACUUCCCUGGAGGACAUCUCACUGUCGAUCAAAAAAUUAAAGCUUUAAGGAUUCUUGGAAAAUUAAUAAAACUUAAGAAAGAGGGGAAGAACUCAGACAUCAAAAAAUUAUUGGGAGCGCUGUCUAUUCAUAACCAUAAACAAAGCGAUGGAAGUUCUAGCAACUCAGAUGUUUUCAAAGUAAAAAAGAAACCUGUCAAGAACGAAGAGUCCGGGAAAAAGGACAACACUGAUCAAAGCGGUGGUGAUGAUAUUUAUGCAAAUAUAGCCAGUGGUCCAGACGUUCCAAAGUUACCACCGUCAGUUAGUGGGAAAGAUCCUGAUCAUGCCCACUCCAAUAUUAUGCCUGUUGGUCUUCGACCAUUGGGCGGAGGAAGAGCUGGUGAGUUUUGAACUUUAAGGUGUUUAUUCCCAGCUUUAUGAAUACAAAGUUCCGAAUUUGCAGGGUACUAUCUGCACAUAAUAAGGGAACCUUUUUAAGUUCACGAUAAUUUAGGUUUAAUAGGAAAUACGUUUACUAGGUUUGGCUGAGCAUUCUUGAGGUGGUGGAAAUCAAUCCUUUUUCUAGGACUCCGGAAUAUUCAAUAAACUAGUUUAAACUCGUUUACAAGUUUCUUUAAUACGUCCACCUCUGUUCAUGGAGUAGUUAACCUGAAAUUGUUUCGUUAUUUUUUUAUUUCAGGAUAGAAAGUAGGGGGAGGUAGAUUAAAUCUUUAAUUUUCAACUUUAUCUACACUGCAUGUGUAGGAGAGCACGUGCACCAGAAACAUCACCAUUGCACUAACACGCACUUCCAAAACGAAGCAAAGGACAAGCAACUCAUUUAGGUUUUUGUGUUACUACAAUACUACAACGAGCUGCAACAGAUAAUUUAUGUUAUUAAUAAUAUGACAUUCUGGUUGGUUUAUCAAACUUGUUGUUUAAUUUUCCCAUUUCAAUUCCUACACUACACUUUCUAUGCAGCUAAAAUCUCUCGGGGCAAUAUUUAUGGCAAACAUUUCGAACGAGUAUAUCCACAUCACUUCAUAGGUUGGUCAAUGGAACCGAUUUUUCUAGCCCUGUAGCUUAAAUAAUUUUGUUUUUAAUUGGUAAAUAAGAUUGUGCAGAUUUAAAUCUGCCCUGACGAGAACUGUCGAUUUUUUACCACAUUUGAAUAUACAGUAUUCAAUUUAUUGAAAAUUAUUAAUUUAGGUGAAAUGAUGAGUACAAUAACUCGUCCAAAUGACAUCAGCGACGACCUAAAUGAUAGAAUAUCCAGUUACCAAACCCCACUUGGUAAUUCGCAAGGUACUAUGGGAUUGGGACAGAUUUACCACAAUGGGAACAAUUUUCAAGGAAAUGGGAUAGGCAUGUCAAGUAUGGCAAACAUGAUGGAUGGACAAGGGUAUGUGCGCAGUCGAAUGCCAUAUCCUAGGAGAAGGUAUCGUGGCAGAGAUUGGCUAAACGCUGGAGGUCGUUAUUAUGGUGAUGACGAUGAAGACAACGACGAUGAAGAGGAUGACGACGAUGAUGAGGAUGAUGAUGACGGCGAAGAAGAAGAACAGGGUAGAGCAAGGUCAUAUGUUAAUCGACACCGUUUCUAUAAUGAUAAUGAUAAUGAUAAUAACGACGAUGAGGAUGGUUAUGGUGAAGAAAUUGAAUACACUCGUCGUUUUGACAGAAAGGACAAGAUUGCCAAAAGUCCGACGAAAUCGAAAGAGAAAUCGCCGAUUGCCAAGUUAAAAGCUGAAAAGUAAUAUACUAUCCGAAUCUACAGUAUGCCCAUUUGUAAAUUUCCAUCUUUUAUACUGCACUGCACUGCACUGCACUGCACUGCACUGCACUGCACUGCACUGCACUGCACUG
Molecule: messenger RNA, 2691 nt
Organism: Paramuricea clavata
Lineage: Eukaryota; Metazoa; Cnidaria; Anthozoa; Malacalcyonacea; Plexauridae
Source: the annotation of a GenBank genome assembly